AGAUGCAAAUGAGUCAGAGGCAGAGAGAGGGAGAGGACUGAGUUGCCACGGCUCAGCGAGCCACUUCACUUUGGGGUGAAAGGGCCAUGCCAGAGAAGUGAUGGACCAAGUGGCGCUGGACAUCUGUACUCGGGACCCCCAGGAGGACUUUGAAAUCUUGUUGCGUGUUGGAGGAGGGACCUAUGGAGAAGUUUAUAAGGCUCGGAACAAACAGACCAGUGAUCUGGCAGCCAUUAAGGUGAUCAAGAUGGAGCCAGAUGAUGACUUCUCAGUGAUCCAGCAGGAGAUCAUCAUGGUGAGGAGCUGCACCCACCAUAACAUCGUUGCCUACUUUGGCAGCUACAUAAGGUUAAAUAAGCUCUGGAUAUGCAUGGAGUUUUGCGGCGGUGGCUCCUUGCAGGACAUAUACCACGCUACAGGACCGCUUUCGGAGCAGCAGAUUGCCUAUGUUAGCCGGGAGAUGCUGCAGGGUCUGGAGUAUCUCCACAGUCAGGGGAAGAUCCACAGGGACAUCAAGGGGGCCAAUAUCCUGAUCAACGAUGCUGGACAAGUUAAGCUUGCUGACUUUGGCAUCUCUGCACAGAUCACUGCCACUUUGGCACGCCGCAUGUCCUUCAUUGGCACACCAUACUGGAUGGCACCUGAGGUGGCAGCAGUCGAAAUUAAGGGAGGAUAUAAUGAGCUUUGUGAUAUAUGGUCUGUGGGGAUCACCGCCAUUGAGCUGGCAGAAUUGCAACCGCCCAUGUUUGACAUUCACCCACUCAGAGUCCUGUUCCUUAUGUCCAAAAGUGGCUAUCAACCUCCCAAAUUGAAGGACAAAUCCAAAUGGUCCUCCACAUUUCACAACUUCAUUAAAAUGUUGCUGAUAAGGAACCCAAAAAAGAGACCUUCAGCUGCAAAGAUGUUGACGCAUCAGUUUGUCAAUCAGGCCAAUCUGAGUGAACAUCUAACACUGGAACUAUUGGAUAAGCUGAGAAAUCCAGACAAGAUGCCCCGAUAUCCUGAGGGAGAGGAGGAAGACAUGGAGCUUCCACCUGGCAUCUUGAGAAGAAUCCACUCGACCAACCGGCACAACAAAGCAGAGCGCACCAACUCAGGCAUGAUCUUGAAGCAACUUCAGGUGAAACAGACACACAAAAUCCAGCCUGGGCUCCCCUUGCAGCAGCACUUGUGUGAAGACUUCAGACGCAGCACUCCAAAGAGCAGUUCUGAGUCUGUCAGCAGCAGGAGCACCAUCACAGACUCAGAUGAAGAUGACGAUGGUGAUUAUGAUGAUGUAGACAUCAGUACGCUUCAUGCUGGGGAUAUCCCACCUCCUUUGCCUCCCAAGCCUAAGUUUCGCAGCAGUUCAGAGGAGAGUGUCAUUGUGGAUGAUGACCGAGUAUCCAGUCAAGGCUCCAUCUACAGCCCCUCUCCCUUGACACGCUGUUCCAGUGGUCCUCGAGCCCGGCCAGUUCCUCGACCCCGUGCUGUCAGGAAUGUCAGCUCAGAUCCUACCCAUAGACCUGUUCGCUCCAGUGACUGCUCCACCAGCUCUCCACCCCCGCAACUACCACCCAAAAAGGACAGAAGACUCCGGCAGUCACACAAGCUACAGCCACAGAAGGCAGCGGAGGAUGAGAAUGCCAAAUUGUCCAGACCAAAGAUCUUCUUCAAAAAGGUGUUUAAUGGCUGUCCGCUCAAGAUCCACUGUUCUACUACUUGGACACACUUAGUCACGAAAGAUCUCCACUUGAUAUUUGGCACAGAAGAGGGUAUCUUCACUUUGAACCUCAGUGACCAGGAAGCCACACUUGAGCUGCUCUAUGCAGGAAGGUGCACCUGGGUGUACACUAUCAGCAAUGUCUUGAUGUCCAUAUCAGGAAAAGCAUCACAGCUGCAUUCCCAUUCCCUCAAGGAGUUGUAUGACCAGGCAAAGAAGGAACACCGAAUGGUGGUACUGCCUACCCACAGACUGCUACCUAGAAAAUUCUCUGUAACAAACAAGAUUCCUGACACGAAAGGCUGCAGAGCUUGCACAGUGGCCCAAAAUGAACAGCGGAGGUGCAGCUUCUUGUGCGGGGCACUGGAGUCCAGUGUGGUCCUCUUGCAGUGGUAUGAGCCCAUGCAGAAGUUCAUGCUGAUCAAGCACUUCGACUUCCCCCUUCCCAACCCUAUGCGAGUGUUUGAGAUGCUCAUCGACCCCGAGCAAGAGUACCCCGUGGUGUGCAUCGGUGUGACCAAAGAGUGUGGGCCGCAGCAAGCGGUGCGCUUUGAGACCAUCAACUUGAACUCUUCGUCCUCCUGGUUUACUGAACUUACCCCAGGUUUCCGCACUCCUGACUCAGUUCAGGUGUCCCAACUGGACAGUAGUACACUUCUGGUCCUCAUUCAGAAAAGUGUGAAGGUGGUUGACCUUCAUGGGACACUGAAGAGCCAAAUGAUGCCAAAUCCUGAGAUUUUCUAUCCUUUUGCUGUGGAGUCUGUUGUCUACUUUGACGAUACCAUCCUGGCCUUCUGGAAACAUGGAUGGCAGCGGAGAGACCUACAGUUCCAAGUGAAGCUGGAAGAAUGUACAGACACAAGCAAGACAUUCCGACUGGUUGGGACAGACAGGAUGGUGGUGAUGGAAAUACGCUCCUCAGAUGACCAGACAGCCACCAGUAAUCUGUAUAUCUUGGAGGUUGCAGAAAAAGUAAUCCCCUUGGUGUAAAGGAAAAGACACAUAUUGUGAGUUUACAGACUAAAUGUCUGACAGACAGUCUUAAGAAAGAUUCCCCAAGACAGAUGCUGUAACCCACCUUCAACGUGAGCUCACAUACA
This is a messenger RNA of Erpetoichthys calabaricus (reedfish), 2802 nucleotides long. Its product is annotated as mitogen-activated protein kinase kinase kinase kinase 5-like. Lineage: Eukaryota; Metazoa; Chordata; Cladistia; Polypteriformes; Polypteridae. The transcript is spliced from 31 exons. The record is from RefSeq and is a predicted model, not a curated record. The coding region runs from base 101 to 2692 and encodes 863 amino acids. Gene Ontology annotation, biological process: protein phosphorylation. Gene Ontology annotation, molecular function: ATP binding; MAP kinase kinase kinase kinase activity.